AUGGAAAUUCUGAGCAUACGGCAUGUUGCACACUCACAUCGGGGGGUCUGGUCUGACCUUCGUCAUUAUCUCGGACGGCUGGGGUCCUGGUCAAAGGCUGUGCAAGUUUUGAUUCUCGGUGCAGUGACAUUUCCCCAGUGGAUCGAAAAUGCCCAAGUCGAAAUCAUUGGAACCAAUGGGCCAGCUGACUUGCCGAACAAGCUUCACUUAACUGAUCUCGGUGGCGUCGUGAGACGCAUGGUUCCCACAGAUCAAAUGGUAGUGGUUGAACAGCUGAGUCAAGCGCUUUCAGAAGCAAAUGCGGUUGUCCAAGUCGAGGACAGAUUUCGGGAUGAAUAUGCGCAAAUCAGACCUCGUCCGCACGCAGAGUUACUUAUUCUCGAGCACUUCUAUCGCAAUAGACUCGACUUCGUCACGGAUGAUAGAUACAUCGGCUGUAGCAAGCCUUCAUGCUACUGCUGCCAUAUCUAUAUGCAAUGCCACCCAGGUCGAUUCGCUCCUCGGCCCUGUCAUGGGAAUCUGUGGAUCAACUGGGCCCCUCCAUAUCCUCUUCCGCUUCCUGACCGUCGUGCUACCGGGCAAACAGCCCGACCACAGGAGCACCAUACCUUCAAGAUGCUACAGGACAUGCUUAUCUGCAUCCGUCGAGACUUACAGGAACAAAUAUUGUCUAGACGACCCAAGAGAGCAAAGCUACCAGAUUCAACCACUGGAAUGUCCAGCGUCGUGCUUGAUGUGGACGCACUUCUAGGCUCCGCUCGAAAUACCAGUCAGUCACAUGACGACCACGAUUACGAGAGUCCAAAUGAUCAUGGGGUAUCAGUGUCGGUGUCGAGCGAUUCUGAGAGACAGAAUGCAGGGAAUGGCAUAUCCCAGGAAGUCACAGCAACAAAUGAGCCCGAGCCAAGCAACAAACAGGACAAAAAGAGGCUUCCUGGGGAGCAAUAUGAGCACUUUACGGAUAGCGAUGACUCAGGAAUCUUACUGUUCCGGGGAAGAAAGAAGCAUAUUUCGUCAAAGGUUGGCUCAGAUAUCUAA
This is a messenger RNA of Cladophialophora immunda, 1038 nucleotides long. RefSeq lists its product as uncharacterized. The record is from RefSeq and is a predicted model, not a curated record. Bases 1 to 1038 code for a protein of 345 amino acids. The transcript has a single exon. Lineage: Eukaryota; Fungi; Ascomycota; Eurotiomycetes; Chaetothyriales; Herpotrichiellaceae.